Xylona heveae TC161 is the source of this 2270-nucleotide messenger RNA. RefSeq lists its product as hypothetical. The transcript has 6 exons. Gene Ontology annotation, cellular component: nucleus. The record is from RefSeq and is a predicted model, not a curated record. Gene Ontology annotation, biological process: DNA-templated transcription; regulation of DNA-templated transcription. NCBI's taxonomy places the organism in Eukaryota, Fungi, Ascomycota, Xylonomycetes, Xylonales, Xylonaceae. Gene Ontology annotation, molecular function: zinc ion binding; DNA-binding transcription factor activity, RNA polymerase II-specific; DNA binding. Bases 120 to 2069 code for a protein of 649 amino acids.
CAGCUCAGAUAAAGUCUAUUGUGCCCCGAAUCAACCGUUAUCGGACUUCGCACAGGCUGUCGACAGCCGGAGUAUAACAGUGUGUUCAUGCACCUGUUUUGCUUUGAAAAUAGAGCAUCAUGAAUGAAACCUCAAGCUCGCAUUCACCCCGGACGCAUCAGGCAUGUGAGCCAUGUCGACGGAAAAAAACAAAAUGUCCUGGAGAACGGCCCAUUUGCUCUUUCUGUUGGCGAUUAAAUCAAUCAUGUAAAUAUGUCCAAAAAGACUCGAGGCACCGCGCCUCUAGAGAAGCCCAAAAUCGCCGUUCUUCCAAAGGGCGGGUCAGAAGAUUAGAGUCUCAAGUUGGGCAGAUACUUGAAACUAUCCAGACACUUACCGACGGGCAAGCGAGAGAAUUGCCACGAUCGCAAACAUAUUGUAGUCAAGACGUUGCACCUGGUCCAAUUAUUGAGACUGAAGGAUUGCUGAAUACUUCAUACUUUGAUACUUCGACUUGCCCACUUCCACCAAAUGAAGUUUUAAUACAUUUUGUUCAAGUUUACAAGACCAAACUACACCUGCAGCCGCUGCAACUUUUCAACAUCAGCACGCUGCCAAAUCAAGUAACGCACUUUCCCGAUUUUCUACUAUAUAGUCUUUUGGCUAUCGGACUUCAUUUUUCCGAUCAUGAGUUUUACAAAGACAAGAGGUCUGCCGCAAUUCAGUUUUAUGUCCGCUCGGCAAGAGACAUUGUGAUUCAAUUGGCUACCGAAGGGAAGUCAAGUCUAGAGCUGUUACAGUCCUUAUGUCUACUAGCUCUUGCUGAUGUUGCCGAUUGUAGGUUAGAAAGAGCAUGGGUGACAAUUGGCAUCGCUUCAAGAUUAGCCAUCUGUCCACGCUCUUUAAAGGCCGAAUUCUCACCGAAUCCUUCCACAGCUAGAGACAACGAGUCCCGAUGUUUCUGGAGUGUCAUGGUACUUGAGCGAACAUUCUGCUCUGGUGCCGCUACGGCCAAUAAUGAAUUGGCUAAGUACUCUUAUCCUUGCAGCAUUCCCAAUCCAAUUAUUGGCACACCAGCACCCACUCCACCAAUUGUGACAAGGGAUUUAGGAAUUAAUGCUUAUUGUAUACAGCUUCUCUCAGUAUGGUGUCAGAUUAUAUCGUACACUAAACAGAUGAAAUGCAGAGGAGCGACUGAUCUUGGUCUGUCUACAUCUACAUAUCAACAACUGAUGGACAAAUUCUAUAAAUUUGAAGCAAGCUUCCCACUGACCCAUGGGUUUAAGCAUACUGCUUUUCACAAGAGGACGUCAACAGAAUUGAGUGACCAUUUUGAAUAUUGGACUGCCUGGUUAUUACUCCAGGUCACUUAUCACACCGCUCAUGCGCUUCUGAACCAUCCGAUUAUAUAUAUUGUGCCGAAACAUCUACAGGGGGCGUUCCAAUCACCAGCAUUUCUACAACAAACCGUUGACCAAGCUCUUCUCCAUUCCGGCUGGGUCGCCUACCUUUUUCGCAUUUGUAACGAUCUUCAAUUUGAAACCAACAAUCCGUUUUUAGGGCAUCUUGCUAGCGUAACCGCGACAGUCCACUGGCUCUUUCAAUUCGCUGGAGAUUUGAAUAUUGUACAGAAGGCAAGAGCAAAUCUUGUUACAUGUCAAGAAUUUUUGGAAAGGAUGUCGGCUCAGUGGCCACACCUGUCUUGUUUAGUACAAAAGCUCAGAAUCUUGCAAGAGAGUGUGCCGGAUGUCGAUACUCUUGUAAACCAGCCGUCUAUUCCGCUGCGCAAACUACCUCUAUACUGGGAAUUACUUGAUCACAGCCUAUCAAUGGUGACACUAGACGACGUUGUGCCUGAUACCGGUUCGACCAGAUCCCGAGUGACGACGGAAUAUUUGGUUUCGCUGAAUGAUAACCCCGUAACCCCGGUCCCGCGGCGAGACUCAGAAUUUGUCGAUUCUACCGUGGAGACUUUGCCGGAGGAUUUGCAUUACGCUCAACUAAGUGAAAACGUUUUUGGUGAAAUGUACCUGUCACAUGCCCCAGGCAUGCAACUUCCCACUUAUUUUAACUUUUUCGGUCACUUAUAGAAGCUGGGUGGAAAAAGAUUUGACAUUUAUUGAAUUAAGGAAAGUAAUUGUCGCUGAGACAUUACAUUGUCAAAAUUUCAGUCUACCUAGUACAGAGAUGCCGAAACAGGACGCUGUUAUUUUGUUUUCAUCUGCCUUGCUAACAACACUACGGAGAGUUUAAAGGCGAGCCUGCUCGUCUCGCCUUAGAACCCGCCGUGG